Sycon ciliatum is the source of this 5324-nucleotide messenger RNA. RefSeq lists its product as uncharacterized. Gene Ontology annotation, biological process: intraciliary transport. The transcript has 9 exons. The record is from RefSeq and is a predicted model, not a curated record. The coding region runs from base 1001 to 4420 and encodes 1139 amino acids. Gene Ontology annotation, cellular component: axoneme. Lineage: Eukaryota; Metazoa; Porifera; Calcarea; Leucosolenida; Sycettidae.
CAAUAACAUGUAGGAUUGUAGCACAAAAAGCAACAGAGAAAGCGUCCGCUGCUUUUGAUUCGUUUUGUGUUUGUCCACGGUGAGCAAGCGGAGGUAGAGCAAAUAUUGUGUGGCUUGGACUAGGAAUAGGAGGUUUUGAGCGCUGGAUGCAGGAUCACGAAUUCCUCCGAUAGCAGCAGCCACACAUUGACGGACGUAGCGCCGAGAUCACAUACGACCUGCUUGGUGAAAUAGAAUUGCCUCGCACCAAUGCUAAUAAAGUCUUGCGGAUUUCACUCUUAUGAAGUUAUGUUAUAAGAGCUUUCCAUUGGCAUCUGAAUUCUCAUCGUGUGCUGCAAGGAACUGAUUUCUUCCUAUCGAUAGUCCUCCUGACGCUGUACGAGCGCUCGGCUUGCAAGCAGAUACAAGUGGCAUAUUUGACGAUCGAUCAUUCAUUCGGCCGCAAAGCUCGUUUGCAGCGGACGUAUGCUAGCCCGUCGAACUAAAAUCACUUCUGACGCUGGCCCGGUCGCCUGGAGUACCUGGGCUGUCCGUGGCUGCUGCUUAUGCGCCCUGGAUAUCAGGUCACUGAGAGCGGCGAAUGAACGGGCCGUGGUGUGUUCGUCCCGGCAGUGAUUCCAGUGCUUCGCUAUUGUCGUCUGCGACCUGGUGCCCGAGUGAGUGACUGUGUGAGCGAGUGCGUGUCACCGCGGGUUACAUCUUGACUACUGUGGACUCGUCACGGAAUCCGGUACCGUUGACCCGACUCUGGAAUCUGUGCUGUCACUAGAAACACGUCUGACACAGCACAGGACACAGCCCUGGACACAGCCCUGGACACAGCCCUGGACACAGCCCUGGACACAGCCCUGGACACAGCCCUGGACACAGCCCUGGACACAGCCCUGGACACAGCCCUGGACACAGCCCUGGACACAGCCCUGGACACAGCCCUGGACACAGCCCUGGACACAGUGCAAUCACGCGAGUAACACGUGUGACACCGCAAGAACCGGACGCUAUGAUGACCAGCCCCGGCCGGCGCCCGACGCACUCGCACGGCACUCGUGCCGACAUUGGCGGCAGUGGCGGGGGCUCACUGAACUACAGCACGAGCUCGUCCAUCAGUAACCGACUGGAUUCGAGCGAGGACGAUGAAAACAACGACACGGUCAGAGAUGCGACGGCCGCGACCGCCUACUCGGACGACUUUGACUCCGAAGAGGAGCUAGAGCGGGAGAAACGCUCGCCCACGCCGUACACACUCGCAUCGUACUCAUCCAGCCGCCACUCGGUCGACAGGGACGACGACGAUGAUGGCGGUGGCGGUCGGUCGGCGGGCGUCGUGCUGCCGCCGAUCGGCACGCACACGCAGGGAGGCCUGGUGCAGCCCAGGGCUGCCGCUCGGGCGCGUCAAUCGCAGCCUGCGGCAGAGGCAGCCAUGGGCAGGAGCAGACCGGCGAAGAAGAAGACUAGCAACGCCGGAUAUGGUGCUGGUCAUACUAAGAAGAACGCUACCAGUUGGCAAUCGACUCAAAAGACUAGGCGGACUUCGUCUCCGCUUAGCUUUUCCAGUCGAACAGGACCGUCCACCAACACCACGCUGCGGUUCACCUCUGCCAAACGCAAUCGGUUCGCUGCCCUCCGCAAUGAACUGAAGCUAGUCAAAGACCAGGUGGAGGAGGCUAGGAGAGAGAACAAGUUGCUACACGAAACAAACCGUCGCACUGAGAAGGCCCUGCAUCGCUAUGAGGGCCAUGAGGAUGGACUGGCCAGCAUCCUUCAGAGACACGAGAGCGAGAUCCGUGCGCUCAAGCAGCAGCUACGCAGCAGCAAACAGACCUCCAUGGCCCUGGAGCAGAGACUGCAAGCUCGUCAGGAUGAACUACAGCAGGCGCAGCGCAAGUGUAAUCGCCUUGAGCAGAUGGUAGCUUCGCGAGACCUCAAGGAGCGGACCCAACUCACGUCCGAACUGCAGGUAGCAAACGAACGACACGACCGGCAGGACUUGCAAAUUCGGAAACUACAAAAGCAGCUGGCCAUGGACGAGAAGAAUCAGAAACGCCAGCAGGCCAAGUCGAAAGAGGAGAUACGCCGCCAAGACGCCGCGGUACACGAGCUGGAGCAGAGAUUGCGCACUAUGCACGUGCAGCUGAAGGAACGGGAGAAGGAGCUCCAAGUGAAGAACAUUUACAGCCAGCGCAUCAGCCACAACAUGCCGGCUAACCUGAAACUGCCGCCCAUCGCCAGCACCCAGGACGUGGCAACCUCUACCGCUGAUCUAAGUGUUGCCAUGUCAACGCGGGGCGACGCUAGCAGCUUAGCCCUGGAUGUGGUGAGCGGGCUAAACAGCGUGCAGACCAGCCCUCGCAACCUGGCCCCCAGCGUACAGCAGCAACAGCACACGCCUCGUAACCCAACGUCCACCGUCGGCAGCGUACAGCCGACCCCACGCAGCACGGCGCCUGCGGGUAGCAUCCAGUCUACACCCCGCGAUUCGAUCACCGUACAAUCUCCACAGUACACAUCCCCACCGAUGCAUGCAGGCAGUACAUAUACAAGUCCUAGACAAGGCCUCGGUAGCGAGUCGUCAAUUCCAGGGGAGAACGUCAGUGGGGACGACGUGGAGGAUCUCACCGCGCAUGGUGACGUCAGUGGUCACGCUCCAGUAGAUAACACCACUGCGUCAGGUGGCAACACAUCGCGAUCGCAGCAGCCUGCCGAUGCCGAUGCAGCUGUGACUGGCGUAGCGACAACAACACCUGGACGGGUAUCAAACACGUUUGUCACUCAGCAGGAGCAGAUCACCGGUGCGAGCCACGUCACGGCGGGCGGAGGAGCAAAGCCUGCGCGGAAUGUGUUCCAGUCGUACGACCCCAGUGCGGCUGGCAACUCCUCAGUGCAAACGGGUAACGAGCCAUCUGCCGUGUCCGUGGCUACGGCCCAGCCAACCCAGCAGCAGUCCCGCGUCAACCUGUUCCGGAGGCAUGACCCGACUCUCGCCGCCACCAGCUCAACGCCAUCGCUGCACGUCAACGAACCACCGUUGCAUUUUAAGCCGGCCAAGAUGUCCUCCGACGCCGGGGCAGGACCAGCACAUGUCCCAGCGGCAGCAGGUGCAACGCUCGGUCAGCAACCGAACAUCGUGCAGUCGGAGGAAGCCAGGCGCAAGGAGGAAUCCAAGCGCAAUCUUCUCGCCAUGCUGAAGGGGACAGCCAAAGGUGACCUUGCUGCAGGUGCAGGCCGCCCGGGCGCUCAACAACAGCCGCCGCCGCAGCAGCAGCGGGUGGAGACGAUGGACGAGGCGACGAAGAGUCGUGUGAAGCAGGAGAUGAGGCGCAUGGUGAUGCAGAGUGACACGGAGGCGGAGACGGAGAAGACGAUGAGCAACAACAUCUCCACGACAACUCUGGCCGGCAGCGAGCAGAGCGUGGGACGUGACCUCCGGUCCGGUCGCCACAGUCCCCCGCCGCCAGCGCAGCAGCAGAUCAACUGGCCCAGACCCGUGGAGAACCUGCACGCCGGGAGGCCGGCGUCCUACGGCAGCACGGCAGCGGGUAGAGAGCAGGGUGGUGGUGGUGGUGCGGGUAUUCCCCGGGGAGCAGCAGCUGGUGGCAGUGCCGGGGCUGGCCGACGGGGCACCGCCGACUUCUGGAACGCCGAUCGGCGAAUCGAUUCCGCGUCGAGCGUGCGAGCUCAGAGGGGUGAAAGCGAGGUGGACGAGAAAUUCAUCCGUCGCAAGCCGCCCACCGGCCUCCAGCCGAAGCGCCGCCGUCCCGGGCCCCAGCGCGGUGGCGGGCCCGGUGACAGCUCCGAGGUGACGACAACGACUACCACAACGUCCAGCAGCUUCGAGACGCCGCACCGUGGCGGCAACGUCGCUCAGGCGACGGCGCACAACAGCACGGGCGGCGACGGCGGGUUGGCACGACGACAGUUGCCGCGACGAUCUACGAACCGCGCGGUCGUGCCGGACACGACGGACGACGAGGGGAUGUACGACACGCGGGCCCAGCGUCGACCGCCGCGGGGCCUGGGAUCCAAAUCGAACAGCGGCUUGCUGGGCAGCAGCCAAGUCGACCUGUUUGGCGAUCCAGUCGGCGUUGGCGCGAGCGGUGGCACUGAUCGCAACAAGCCGGCGGCGCUGACGUUCAAAACUCCCAUGGGCGUGCAACCGGUCACAAUGGUUUAUCACACAUCCGGCGGUGGUAUCGCACACACUGGCGGCGGAGGUGGCUACGGGGGAUUGUCUCACUCGUCGAGCCGCAUCAGCGUAGACGAACUGCCUGGCGACGCCAAUACGUCAUCACAGCCACCACCGCAGUGGGCACAGCAGCCAGGCACCUCCAGUGUAAACGCACCGCUGCGGACAAACUAUCCGCAUUACGACGACGACGAAGACGACAUCGAGGAGAUUCCGACGGUGAUAUCGAGGAGAUAGAAGCGUAGCGUUGUGUGCGCACAUACACGCACACACCACGUCAGUAACUUGAGCUUCAUUGCACAGUCGCGCUCGGUUGAAAUCCGACCCAGAGUGCAAAGCUGGUGGCCUGGACUAGCACCGAUUACAGCAUAGUAUUUGUAGAUGUGUGCGUCCUGCCGUAUUUGUACCACUUCCAGAUCGUCAAGGCCGUGCUAGUUGAGGGCGACAAAUCUGCACUCUGGGUGGGAUAUCACCGAGCACGACUGCACUAGUACCAGUUGUGACCAUACAUUGAUCGCUAAUACUCAGGCUUGCCGUUGAUUCCUGUUCGUUCGCCCUGUGCGAGCGCGUGCAAUGCUGACAGCUUCUGCAUCACUAUCUCACCCAUAUUACCUUUGGUUUGACACAUGACUGUGAACAUUCAAGUCGUUGACCGGAAUUUGCUAGUUGGCCCGAUAGUUUUUGGUUGAUUUCAAUGCCUGUGCUACCAGUAUUCCAACAAUAACAUAAUAAUAAUUAUUAUUGUUAACUCAUUGAUGUAUACGGGCAGCCAGAGUAGCCUGUAAAAUUGAUACGAGCAUAUUAUAUUGAUAGUCAGACCUCGCUUAACCGCACACAUCCGUUUUCCACAAAAAUAUCCGUUUAGGCGAGGGAACCGGAUAAACCGAACACCGGUUAUGUUGGAUGCAUCACGUAUCCUGUAAAUCUGCAACCAGCUACUUUCUUCCGGAUGGCGAGGGAUUCGGAUAAAAGAGGACCGGAUAAGCGAGGCCUGCCGGUACUUCGAAGUAAAACAAUCCAGGCAGUGGGCGAAUGUGCGCGGUGUGGUAGUCUAGGCGUAUCCAUCCACGUAUUUCAUGGCUGUGCGAGGCAGUCGGUAUGAAGUUUUUUUUGAACUGAUCCCAGGUUUAAUAGGACAGAA